AUGCGAAAUAAACUUGACCUAACAUUCACGACAGCUACGAACAUCUCUAUCCUUACAACGACCCAAUCAUCUAUCGCUGCAGAUCUAGAUGCCUUCGAAACUGCCAGCUGGUUUACUUCAUCGUAUCUCAUCGCCAUGUCUUCUCUCGCUCCUUUGAUGGGACGAUUAUGUCAAGUGUUUAGUCCGCGGUUAUGCAUGUUCUUCUCCACCAUGUUGAUAGCCAUUGGAUCGGCCAUCACGUCCACAUCUGUGUCUUUCGAACACUUUAUCAUCGGCCGCGUUGUAACUGGAGCUGGUGGCGGUGGCAUUUUCAUCGUCGCUAGCAUCAUGGCAAUCCAGAUGACCAGCCCUAAGAGAAGAGGCUUAUAUAUGGGCCUUGCCAAUACUGCAAUGACAGUCGGUGUCUCACUUGGAGCGGUCAUAGCGGGCGCGCUGGAACCUAGAAUUGGAUGGAAACCAUUGUUUGGCAUACAGGCACCAAUAAGCUUUGUGGCCGGAUUGGGUCUCCUCUUUUCAAUCCCAGCUAGCCAUACUUCAAAGAACAUCAAGUAUGAAAAUCUCUCGAUCCGCGAAAAGCUAGCCCGCAUCGACUACUCCGGAGCUCUGCUCUUGACCACCACCAUUGUACUCUUCCUUCUUGGCUUAUCUGGUCCAAAGGUUCUCCCAACGCCGAUCAUUCUAUCGGCUCUUGCCCUUCCAGUAUUCGUUCUCAACGAGGCCUACGUCGCUGGCGAUCCCGUCAUUCCAGUCUCCGUUCUACGAUCCCGUGGAACUCUGUUGACCUGCCUUGGCACGACUGGCUUCAUGAUGGCCCGUUGGAGUAUCCUCUUCUACACGCCCGUAUAUGCGCUUGCCGUUCGGGGUUGGGCUCCGGCUGUCGCUGGAUCAAUCCUCAUUCCCACUAACGCCGGCUUUGCAACCGGUGGUCUUCUUGCUGGCGUCUUUCAUAUCAAGCGCACGGGCAGCUUCUACCUUCAUACCGUCGUUGCGAUGGCACUGUUUCCCAUCACUAUGGCUGUCCUAGCUCUCAUUUCUACACCAACAAGUCCGUGGGGUCUAUAUGUUGCUAUGGUGUUCCUCAACGGACUUGUUACUGGCGCGGCAACGAACUACGCACUUGUCCAUCUGCUCCAUCUCACACUCCCAGAGGUGCACCCAAUCGUCAUCUCUCUCCUUGCUACAUUUCGCGGCUUUUCAGGCUCUUUCGGUUCGGCCAUUGGUGGUGGCUACUUCGUUCGCGUACUGCACAAAUCUUUGGAUGAAGGUUUUGCGCAGGCUGGGUUGAAGAAUCGCGGUGAACUCACCCGGAGACUAUUAGGAAGUCCGGCACUUGUAGGUAAGCUGGAAGGCAAAGACAGGGUCGUCGCCGUCGGGGCAUACGCGGAUGCACUCAAGGCAUUGUUCCUUUGUGCCGUAGGACUCUCCAUCAUCGUCGUGCUUGUACAGGCCGGUACAGGUUGGAAAGAGCCGGAAAAGAGUGAGGAUCAAAGAGCGGAAGAGGAGGUGGAAGCCGAAGACGGGAUGCCUGCAGGUGCUUGA
Messenger RNA from Alternaria ventricosa, 1539 nucleotides. RefSeq lists its product as uncharacterized. Gene Ontology annotation, cellular component: fungal-type vacuole membrane. Gene Ontology annotation, molecular function: basic amino acid transmembrane transporter activity. NCBI's taxonomy places the organism in Eukaryota, Fungi, Ascomycota, Dothideomycetes, Pleosporales, Pleosporaceae. The transcript is spliced from 2 exons. The record is from RefSeq and is a predicted model, not a curated record. The coding region runs from base 1 to 1539 and encodes 512 amino acids. Gene Ontology annotation, biological process: transmembrane transport; basic amino acid transport.